AUGCUCAGAAGCAGGAGAAACCAUUGGUCACCUGGGGAAUCUAUAGCUCCAGAAGCUAAGAAUCCUGCUCAUUCCACCAAAGGGCCAAGAAGUCAGCGAAAGUUGAAACCGAAUGGAGGUGGAAGAGCUUCAUUAUGGGCUGAGUUAAAUGACCUCUCUGACUCUAUCGACUCUGAAUGGAUCAUCUUGGGUGAUUUCAACUGCUUAGCGUCUGCUGCUAAAAGGCUUAAUAGAAGAACUGUCACAGCUGGUAAUACAAUUGAGCUACAGUCUUUUAUGGCAAAGCAUCAUAUCACGGACCUGCCUCACUCAGGAAACUUCUUUACCUGGACCAAUAAGCAUCAGACUGGAUCGAGAAUAUGUUCUAAAUUGGAUAGAAUCUUGGUCAACAGUUGCUGGAUGACAUCUUUGCAAGCACAUGCUUCUUUUCUUGCUCCAGGGGUAUCUGAUCACUCACCAGGCAUUGCGGAGCUCUUACCUGAGAAGGUCGUUCAUCCUCCGUUUAGAUUCUGCAACUUUUGGACAAAUGAAGAUGACUUUAUCCCUACCGUGUCUGAUUCAUGGCUGUCAAAUCUUCCAUAA
Oldenlandia corymbosa var. corymbosa is the source of this 582-nucleotide messenger RNA. The record is from the annotation of a GenBank genome assembly. NCBI's taxonomy places the organism in Eukaryota, Viridiplantae, Streptophyta, Magnoliopsida, Gentianales, Rubiaceae.